Physcomitrium patens is the source of this 2226-nucleotide messenger RNA. The record is from RefSeq and is a predicted model, not a curated record. NCBI's taxonomy places the organism in Eukaryota, Viridiplantae, Streptophyta, Bryopsida, Funariales, Funariaceae.
GGAAUUCAUCUCCAGCUUUUAUUUAGCCGCGCGUUGUGUGAAAAUCAUUCUACUCUGGGCUUAGGCAGAUGUGGGAAUAAUUUGACUGGGGUAGGCGAGAGAAUCGUUGCAAUCGUUUCUGUUGGAUCUGCAUUGCAGUGGCGAUCGUCUCGUUCGUGGCGCUCUCAUUCUUCGUUUCGGAGCAGAGUGCGACGAUCAAGUAAUCUGGACGGAAUCAUAUCACCACCGACGCCGCUUCUAUGGAGGCGGAGGUCGAGCGGGUGGGGGAGUUCAAAGCCACGCGGAAUUACGUCAAGCCAGGAACUACUGGAAGGCCCAAUCUUAGGUUGCAACCUCUGAGCGUCUUCACAACGUCAAAGCCUACUAGACUCCUCACAAAAAUUCAUGGCAAGUGGUACGAUUUGACUGAAUUCGAGAGACUUCAUCCGGGAGGACCCGUGACGCUUGGUCUGGCGCGAGGUCGUGAUGCCACCAUCAUGUUUGAGAGUCACCAUCCCUUCACUGACCGGAAAAUAUUAGACGCGAUUUUGAUGAAGUAUGAAAUUAGCUCUUCGAAUAGUAGGAAUCUGGAGACUCUUGAGCAGCGGUAUGGCGUAGCGGAGCACUCGUUUCAAUGGCCGAGCGCUUUCGGUGAGGCCCUGAAAUUUGAUGUGAAGCAAUACUUUGAAUCGGAGGCGAAGAGGCGGAAUAUCUCCCUCCGAGAAGCAACCAAGGCCACCCCAGCGCGGUGGAUUGAGAUCUCGAUCCUUGGAGCCCUUUAUUUAAGUACAUUCCCCGGAUUCUUCACAGGCGAUUGGAGAUUUUUACUUCUUUUCCCCCUCAUGGCGUGGCUCAUUGGAGUGAACACCUUUCACGACGCGACCCACUUCGCUCUGUCGGCCAACUGGAGGUGGAAUGCCUUAGUUCCUUACGCUUACCCUUUCUUUUCUUCCCCCUUUGCUUGGUACCACCAGCACAAUAUAGGUCAUCACAGCUACCCGAACCUCUCUGAUCGGGAUCCCGAUGUGUUGCAUUACUAUUGGAUGAAGCGCGAGCACAGGGAGGUGAAAUGGUUUCCCCGUCACAGGAAUCAGAGCACUUGGUGGUACAUGCUCUUGUGGUGGGGUGUGGCGGUCGAAGUUGGCAUGGCGAUCAUGGAGGAUGCGUGGAUGCUGCAGAGCAAUCUUUACAACGAGGUUGUGCCCAUGAUGGCCAUUAGCGGGCUACGCAGGAUUGCGCACAUCCUCGGAAGAGUAUUGACGAUCGGCGUCAUUCACGCCUGGCCUUUCUUCACAAUGACGUGGGGGAAGGCUUUCGCGUUCUCCCUCAUCCCGUAUCUGUUUUUCUCGAUAGUCUUCAUGAUGAACACUCAGAUCAACCAUCUCCUUCCUCACAUCAUCCACGUCUCGGACGUCGAUUGGUACAAGCACCAGGUCAUCACUGCCCAGGAUUUCGGCGUCGGUAGCAAGUUCUGCCAUCUCUUCAGCGGGGGCUUGAAUUACCAAGUGGUCCAUCACCUGUUCCCGACGGUGAACCACUGUCAUCUCCCGAAACUGCAACCCAUUGUCGCUCGGCUCUGCGAGAAAUACGACGUCCCUUACGUGACUGCAAGAGGCUACAUUCAUGCCAUCCAACUCCAUCACCUGCACACGUCAAACAUGUCCACAAAGUGGGAGAGAAGACAAAUACAAAGUGAUUUCGACAGACAAGUGAGGACAGUGCUUGGUAUAUUCGGCAGGUGAUGCGUCGUUGAACGUUUCCAGACUGGAUAAACUUGAAAAGAUAACGUCUCUGCUUAAUAGGAUCACUCGCAGCGAGCACCGAGCCUUGAUGUGCUGAGUAGUUAUAUUGAGGCGUAAGAUACUAAUACAGUCUGUGCAACUGGCGCUAUAAAAAGCAAACAUCCUUCCCUGGAUCUGAUCUAUAUUCUAUUCCUCUGCCAAUCUAUAAUUGCGACAGUUCCGAAGGCAUUAGAUAUGACCGGUAACUUCGAACCGGAGCUCACAGUUAUGCUCAGGUUUACGCAUUGACAACUCACCUUAUGGAUAGGAAUAAAGUAGUUUACUGAAGGUUUUAACACUCAACUCAAGUGAGCGUUUAGAUUUAAAGAUGGUCAGAAGGCACUGCUAGUGCAAAGGAUUCAUAUAGAUACACAUAUACGUCACCAAGUGAGUGCAUAGCUCAUAUAAAAAUUGUUCUUAUGGUCAAUAUAUCCUUAACUGAAUUGGGAGAUUUGUUAAUUCAUUA